Messenger RNA from Penicillium lagena, 750 nucleotides. Its product is annotated as presequence translocated-associated motor subunit PAM17. Gene Ontology annotation, biological process: protein import into mitochondrial matrix. Bases 1 to 750 code for a protein of 249 amino acids. Lineage: Eukaryota; Fungi; Ascomycota; Eurotiomycetes; Eurotiales; Aspergillaceae. The transcript has 2 exons. The record is from RefSeq and is a predicted model, not a curated record. Gene Ontology annotation, cellular component: PAM complex, Tim23 associated import motor.
AUGCACCUCAAACCCAUUAUCCUUUCUGUUCCGUCCAGCAUGCUCGGCAGUCGGCUCAGCUCCGCCGCGUCGGGCUCGCUCGCCUGCCCUCUCCGGUCGUUAUCCAAGCAGCCUGUACGAUCAGCUCACACCAUGUCUACACAACUCAGCACAAAGACAAUAAUCCGGCCAUCUGCAUGCUCUGCCCUGCAGCAGGUCUCUCAGCCGAGGCCCCGUACUACCCCGUCCCCCCUCACCCGACACGUUGGCCUUCGUGCGCAAUCGACGUCCGCCCCGGGAACCGAACAAGUGAAGCUGGACUGGGACUCGUUCUUCAAGCUCCGGGCAUCUCGCCGCCGAUACUCGCUGGCUUCAUCAAUUGCAACCUCCCUCGCCAGCACCGCAGUCGGCGUGCAGGUGCUGUCAGCACAGGAUCUGGAAUCUCUCGGCGCACAGGUGAUGGGCCUGGACCCCUUCGUGGUCUUGGGUCUGGCGACAGCAGCAUGCGGUGCUGUGGGGUGGCUGGCUGGUCCAUUUGUCGGCAAUGCAGCCUGGGGGCUGGUAUACCGACGGUACAAGCCAUCUGUUGCGGUGAAAGAAAAGGAGUUCUUCGACCGCAUCCGCCGGUAUCGCGUGGAUCCGUCGACUAACUCGAUCGCCAACCCCGUGCCGGACUACUACGGCGAGAAGAUCGGCAGCGUGCAAGGAUACCGACAGUGGCUCAAGGACCAGCGGGCCUACAACCGGAAGCGUCGUAACUUCAUUAAGUGA